AACCGAGGGUGGUGGAGUGGAGACCCCAGCCCAGAAACAUGGAAAAUGUCAAAGCUUGAAUCAAAAGGAAACAUCAUAGAAGCAAGAACGCCUUUACAAGACAAGAAAGUCUUCCCUCUUCGUAUUUUUUCCAUCAUCUAUUUAUUUAUUCAUCUCCCCAUCUUCAUCUCAAUUCUCGAUUCACAAGUCUCACAGCUAUAUCACCAAUCUUCCUGUCUUCAAGCUUCAAGCUUCAAUAUCAGAAUGGCAACAGAUACGUCUCUCAGACAAAGAUCGAGGACCAACAACGAGACACCGAUCACAGAGACACCCAGCUCGUCAGAUGAUGAAAAGAAGCCUCCAAUUGCAACAGAUUCCUCAGCGUAUCCCUCGAUCUCGCAACGAGCCAUCAGCCAGACCUUGGCAAGCACUGCACAUUUGGCCAACCUCCUCCCCACCGGCACCCUCUUGGCCUUCCAGCUCCUUGUCCCGACUUUCACCAACAACGGAACCUGUGAUUCUGUCACUCGCCCCUUGACGCUGAUCUUGUUGUUGGUACUGGCUGUUUCUUGUUCCCUGGCUUCCUUCACCGACAGCUUCAAAGCUCCAGAUGGAAAGGUCUAUCAUGGUAUAGCCACCUGGAAGGGCAUGUGGCUCUUUGACUACACAGGCUCAAGCGUUCCUGAUCUCAGAAACUACCGGCUCAGGUCCAUUGACUUUGUCCAUGCAGUUCUAUCAGUCUUUGUUUUCGGUACCGUCGCGCUGAGAGACAAGAAUAUUUUGAGUUGCUUCUAUCCAUCGCCUGCACACGAGACCCAAGAAGUUCUCGACAUAGUUCCCCUUGCUAUCGGUCUCUUUUGCAGCCUGCUGUUUGUGGUUUUCCCCACCACAAGACAUGGUAUAGGUUACCCUGUGACUUCAGGGAACUGAUUUAUUCAUUUGUUCUUAAUUUUCUUGAUCUCUUCUGUAACCAACCAAUAGGGAGACAUUCAAAAAAAAUCAAAAAUAUCAAACACCUUUUAUCAUUUAUACAAUGAUCGGUCUCUCCAUGGGUCCAAGCUGAUGGCAGUAGCAAAAAUUUACUUGGUUACAUAUGUCAUUAAAUAAAUAACACCAAAAGCACAUUCUAAUUUAA
Molecule: messenger RNA, 1114 nt
Organism: Nelumbo nucifera (sacred lotus)
Lineage: Eukaryota; Viridiplantae; Streptophyta; Magnoliopsida; Proteales; Nelumbonaceae
Source: RefSeq, a predicted model, not a curated record